Messenger RNA from Paramisgurnus dabryanus, 4075 nucleotides. RefSeq names its product myosin binding protein C3 (gene mybpc3). Gene Ontology annotation, biological process: sarcomere organization; ventricular cardiac muscle tissue morphogenesis. NCBI's taxonomy places the organism in Eukaryota, Metazoa, Chordata, Actinopteri, Cypriniformes, Cobitidae. Gene Ontology annotation, cellular component: M band. Gene Ontology annotation, molecular function: myosin heavy chain binding. The record is from RefSeq and is a predicted model, not a curated record.
GGUAUCUAUUAAAAGAGAAGUGAGGUUGGUAUCCACAAUGCCUGUUUGUUGGAACCCUUUAGGAACACACAUCCAGGAUGCCUGAGCCAACUAAAAAAACUGUGAAGCCUGCAGCUGUGGACACUAAAGCUGAUGAAGCUAAAGAGGUUCAACCAGCACCGACUGAAAGUCCAGCAACAGACACCAGUGAACAUGCAUCAAAUGGUGCAGCUGAUGGUGCACAUGAUGCUCUACCUGAAAGUCACCAACCUGACACCCGGCAGGACCUCACUGGUCUCUUCACAGAAAAGCCUCAGAGUGGGGAGGUCACUGUAGGUGAGAAUAUUACUUUCGUGGCGAAGGUGUGUGGUGCAUCUCUUCUGAAGAAGCCCACGGUGAAAUGGUUCAAAGGGAAAUGGAUGGAUCUGGCGAGCAAGUCAGGAAAGCACCUGCAGUUGAAGGAACACUAUGACCGCAACACUAAGGCAUACACAUUUGAGAUGCAUAUUAUUGCAGCUAAAGCUAACUAUGCUGGAGCGUACCGGUGCGAGGUGGCAUCUAGAGACAAGUUUGACAGCUGUAAUUUUGACUUAAUAGUACAUGAGGCUCGUGUACAAGAAGGGUUGGACAUUCGCAGUGCAUUUAGACGCACUAGCACAGAUGGAGGUGAGGACUCAGGAGAACUGGACUUUAGUGGUUUACUGAAAAAGAGAGACAGUUUCUUGAAAACUGGCCAUCGAGCUGUUCAUGUGAGCUCAGAGCCUGAUGUAGAUGUAUGGGACAUCUUGCAGAAGGCUCCACCCUCCGAAUUUGAAAAGAUUGCCUUCCAGUAUGGAAUAACAGAUCUGCGUGGAAUGCUUAAGAGACUUAAAAAGUUGAAGAAAGAAGAGAAGAAAAGUGAAGCCUUUCUCAAGAAGCUGGACCCAGCCUACCAAGUUGAAAAGGGACACAAGAUCAAACUGCAAAUCGAUGUGGCCAAUCCAGAUGUAGAAGUUAAAUGGCUAAAAAAUGGACAAGAGAUUCAUCCAACUGGAAGCAAGUACAUUUUUGAGAGCGUGGGCAACAAACGCUUCCUUACCAUCAACAACUGUACACUCGCUGAUGAUGCUGCCUACACCUGUGUGAUUGGAGAUGAAAAAAGUGUCACUGAACUUUUUGUUAAAGAGCCACCUGUCCUGAUCUUGCGUAACCUAGAAGAUCAGAUGGUAAUGAAAGGAGAAAGAGUGGAAUUUGAAUGUGAGGUGUCUGAAGAAGGGGCUCAGGUGAAAUGGGAGAAAGAUGGUGUGGAACUCACUCGAGACGAGUCUUUCAAGUACCGCUUCAAAAAAGAUGGAUGUAAACAUGUUCUUAUCAUCAAUGAUGUGACCAAAGAGGACUGUGGACAUUACAGGGUCAAAACCAAUGGAGGCCAAUCUUUAGCAGAGCUCAUGGUUCAGGAAAAGCAGCUAGAGGUCUAUCAAAGCAUUGCUGACCUGACGGUGAAGGCCAAAGACGAGGCUAUGUUUAAGUGUGAGGUUUCUGAUGAGAAUGUUAAAGGCAUUUGGUAUAAAAAUGGAGUGGAGGUGAAGCCUGACGCCAGAACUCAUAUCUCACACAUUGGCAGGAUUCAUAAACUUACCAUUGAUGACGUGAAGCCAGAGGAUGAGGGUGACUACACCUUUGUUCCUGAAGGACAUGCCUUCAAUCUCUCUGCCAAGCUCAACUUCUUGGAGGUCAAGAUUGACUUUGUUCCUCGCCAAGAUCCUCCUAAGAUUCAUUUGGACUGCAUGGGUCGCACCGCUGAGUCCACAAUCAUAGUUGUGGCAGGAAACAAAUUGCGACUUGAUGUACCGAUAACUGGAGAUCCUGCACCCACUGUCAUUUGGACCAAAUCUGACAAGGUGCUAACAGAUACAGAUGGACGUGUUCAUGUGGAGAGUACCAAAGGUCAUUGCAUCUUUACCAUCGAGGGGGCGGAGCGUCAGGAUGAGGGCGUGUACUCUGUCAUUGUAAGGAACCCUGCUGGAGAGGACGCAGCCGACAUAAAUGUCAAAGUUGUUGAUGUGCCAGACCCACCUGAAGCUCCCAGAAUCCUUAGCGUCAGUGAAGAUUCUUGCAUUGUCCAAUGGGAUCCUCCAGUCUACAAUGGUGGCCAGCCAAUCAUAGGUUAUGUAAUGGAAAGGAAGAAGACAAAGAGCUACAGAUGGAUGAGACUCAACUUUGACCCUUAUAAAGAGACCACAUAUGAGGCCAAGAGAAUGAUUGAGGGUGUGGCCUAUGAGAUGCGCAUUUACGCAGUGAAUGCUAUUGGCAUGUCACGCCCUAGUGCCGCCUCCCAGCCAUUUGUGCCAAUUGCUCCUACCAGUGAGCCGGUUGGCCUGUGUGUGGAAGACAUCAGUGACACCACCAUCACAUUGAAAUGGAGAGCUCCAGAAAGGAUCGGGGCAGCUGAUCUUGAUGGCUAUGGGGUUGAGUACUGCAAAGAAGGCUCUGAUGAAUGGGUUCCUGCGUUUGCGGGUCUUACAGAAAGGACCUCUGUGAUCAUCCGUGACCUGCCAACUGGGGAGAAGAUGCAGUUUCGUGUGAGGGCAUAUAAUAUAGCGGGCCCAAGCCCUCCCGCCACACUACAGCAGGCAGUGACCAUCCGCGAAAUCAUGCAGCGCCCCAAAAUCUGGGUCCCCCGUAACCUUCGUCAGACGAUCAUCAGGAAAGUAGGAGAAACUGUAAACCUGGUAAUCCCCUUUCAGGGCAAACCCCGGCCUAAAGUGACUUGGACAAAGGAUGGUGAACCUCUGGACCCAAAGCAGGUCAGCGUAAGGAACAGCGACACCGACUCCAUCUUCUUCAUUAGGAGAUCAGAGAGGAAGGAUUCUGGAAAAUAUGAUCUUCAAGUGCAAAUUGAGAAUGUUGAGGACAAGGCCAGUGUGAAUAUACAGAUUGUGGAUCUGCCGGGUCCACCUCAGAACUUAAAGUUGGCGGAUAUUUGGGGCUUUAAUGUUGCACUGGAGUGGAAACCCCCCAAAGAUAAUGGCAACUGUGACAUCACGGGCUACAUCAUCCAAAAGGCUGACAAGAAAACCAUGGAAUGGUAUACUGUAUACGAUCAGUACCGUCGCACGAACUGUGUGGUGUCCGAUCUGAUCAUGGGGAAUGAGUAUGUGUUUCGUGUGUACGCCAUAAACAUGGUGGGGCUGAGUCCAGAGCCUUGCAUGUCUAAAGACAGUGCCUACAUCCAGAAAACAGGCAUGGACUACAAACAUCCUUCUUACAAAGAACAUGAUUUUUCGGAAGCCCCUAAGUUCACACAUCCUCUUAUGAGUCGCUCGGUUAUAGCAGGAUACAAUGUUACUCUAAGCUGCUCCGUAAGAGGAAUUCCCAAGCCUAAAAUCACAUGGUACAAAAACAAGAUAGACCUUACAAACGAGGCCAAGUACAGAAUGUUCACCAAUCAGGGUGUGUUGACUCUGGAGAUCCGUAAACCCUGUCCGUUUGACGGAGGCGUGUACACGUGUAAGGCAAUCAAUGACAGCGGAGAGGACGUAGUGGAAUGCAAACUGGAAGUUCGUUCUCAAGUCACAAAAGAAGAUAUCAAGAAAUGAGAGGCUUGUUUCAGGGUUUGGAAAAUUGUGACUUUGUCCUCUUUCUGUCUUCUGUCCUGAAAAUGACCCCAUGACCAUAAUGUAAUAACAGCACAGAAAUAUUUAUUUCAUUUGUUUUCUUCAUCUGGUUUUCUCUCUCACAUCCCAUUCUGUGUUUUGGUGUGUUUUCUUGUCUUUAUUGCUUGCAUUCAUUUUAUUUGAUUUGAUUUUAUUGUAUUUGAAGUCUGUGUUGUAGAGUCUAGUGACUCAAAAUUUUCCCUUUCAUGUUAUAUAUAUAUAUAUAUCUAUAUAUAUCAUGCCUAAUAAAGGUUUUAAUGAUGCUUUAUGUCAUUGAUGUAUAUAUUUUUUUGGAAAUGCAGCCUUUUAUUAUUUGUUUUUUAAAGUGUGUCCACAAAACAGUUGCACAAAUCCUGUAGCUCCACUUUCCAGUGAACACAUAGGCAUACUCUAGACUGCUUAAAAUGUAAAGCGUGAAUGGAGUCUCAUUUGGAAUAAUCCACGAAUGUAAUGCAAAUCAA